CUGGAGUGGAUCAACUCUCUUCGCAUAGUUUGGUAGGGGAGUUUUUAGUGUACGCCAGGGCGCAUAGGUGUAGGCUAAUGUAACUUGGAUUAGGUGAUAUUAAAUACAGUUUAGGUUUAUGUACUUGUUCGGCACACGGCUGGUCACUGGGUGGACGUUGAACUUGUCUGUUUUCAGAGAGAAGUUAAAGGUUUUUUUGUUCGCGCUGUCUGUGCUACGGACCCGUGAUCUACUGUCCGCGAUUCAUACCGAAAUAAACGGGAGCAGUGCGCAAGCAAGCACAGAAAGACGGACAGUCCAUACUUGAACCCGAAUGCGGCUUGGUCAAGCCUAACUUAAUUUAGUUCUCUGACAGGCACUCUGUGUUCCCGUGGCCCCGCAGAAAAAGAAGAAAAUUGAGACAGAUUUACACCUCUAAAUAUAGUCAGUCUCAGUCAGUAGGUGAGGGUUUGCAGGCAGAGGGGGAGACCGACAGAGUGGGUUUGGUGCCAUGCUCACCGGCUGCUUUUGAUCACCUCUCCCCGAGAAUAUAACCACCACCUGGGAUCUCUGAGCUGUUUUGUUGGCUGGAGCUACACCGCUGCGAUGAAGAACACCUUUCUCAGCCUCCCCUUCUUCUUCAUCCUGCUCUUAUCUCAACUGUGCAGCGGAAUCAAAUGGCUGGCCAUCUCCCAGACGGCGCCCACUCUCCACAUCAACAAGACGCAGCACUGUAAGCUGCUGCCGGGCCUGGUGUCCUCGCAGGCCCAGCUGUGUCGCAGCAACCUGGAGCUCAUGCACACCAUCAUCCACGCGGCGCGCGAGGUCAAGAAGACCUGUCAGAAGACCUUCCACGACAUGCGCUGGAACUGCUCCUCCAUUGAUUCGCCCAAGUACCUGCCCGACCUGGAGAGAGGUACCCGUGAGGCCGCGUUCGUCUACGCCCUGUCGGCCGCCGCCAUCAGCCACACGAUCGCACGGGCGUGCACCUCGGGCGACCUGCGGCUGUGCUCGUGCGGGCCCAUCCCGGGCGAGAUCCCCGAGCCGGGCUACCGCUGGGGCGGCUGCGCCGACAACCUGCACUACGGCCUGCUGGUGGGCUCCAAGUUCUCAGACGCCCCCAUGAAGAUGAAGAAGAAGGCCGGCUCGCACGCCAACAAGCUCAUGCACCUGCACAACAGCGAAGUGGGGAGACAGGCUCUGCGUGAUGCUCUGGUGAUGAAGUGUAAGUGUCACGGUGUGUCGGGCUCCUGUUCUAUCCGUACGUGUUGGAGGGGGCUGCAGGACCUUAAAGAGGUGGCCCUGGACCUCAAGAGCAAAUACCUCUCAGCCACCAAGGUGGUCCACAGGCCCAUGGGGACCCGUAAGCAGCUGGUGCCUAAGGACAUUGACAUCCGGCCGGUACGCGAGAACGAGCUGGUCUACCUGCAGAGCUCACCGGACUUCUGUGGCAAGAACGACAAGCUGGGAUCCUUUGGCACAACGGACCGCCAGUGCAACAAGACGUCGGCCGGCAGCGACAGCUGUGACCUGAUGUGCUGUGGGCGUGGCUACAACCCCUACACUGAGCAGCUGGUGGAGCGUUGCCACUGCAAGUACCACUGGUGUUGCUACGUCACCUGCAAGAAGUGCGAGCGGACCGUCGAGAGAUACGUCUGCAAGUGAUGCUGCUCAAGACGCGGUGUUCGUCCAGUGGCAUUUCCUCUCUCCUCAUAUCUCCUCCCCUCUUCUCUCCUUCUGCUGGCUGUGUCUGCACCUCCUUGUCCACCUCCUCCUCCCUCUGAGACUACAUAUUCAACCUGGUGAUCUGCGUCAUUUCAAUGCUACGUCACCUGCAAGACGUGCGAGCGGACGGUCGAGAGAUACGUCUGCAAGUGAUCCACCAGUGACCAUAUCUCCUCCCCUCUCCCUCUGCUGGCUGUGUCUACACCUUCUUUCUUUGUCUGUCCAUCCUGGGACUAUUGCAAGCAAGUACCACUGGUGCUGCUACGUCACCUGCAAGAAGUGCGAGCGGACGGUGGAGAGAUACGUCUGCAAGUGAUCCACAAGUGACCAUGUUCAUCAUCUGCAAGUGAUGCUGCUUCUCCAGUGGCAUUUCCUCUCCUCAUAUCUCCUCCCCUCUCCUUCUGCUGGCUGUGUCUGCACCUCCUUUCCCCACCUCCUCCUCCU
Engraulis encrasicolus (European anchovy) is the source of this 2148-nucleotide messenger RNA. RefSeq names its product wingless-type MMTV integration site family, member 11 (gene wnt11). Gene Ontology annotation, biological process: multicellular organism development; canonical Wnt signaling pathway; cell fate commitment. The record is from RefSeq and is a predicted model, not a curated record. Lineage: Eukaryota; Metazoa; Chordata; Actinopteri; Clupeiformes; Engraulidae. The coding region runs from base 586 to 1644 and encodes 352 amino acids. The transcript has 7 exons. Gene Ontology annotation, molecular function: cytokine activity; frizzled binding. Gene Ontology annotation, cellular component: extracellular region.